CCCCGCCGUCUUUGUGCCUGUGUGGGCCUUGCGACCUUACACUAGCGAGUGUCUUUGCCUGACCGUCGCUAUCUACUAGAUGUAAUCACGGGCUACACCUGCCACUAGAUCGGAGCCGGGACCUUUCCACUCCAAUUCGACCCUCUCGCAUCGCUCCAGCCAUACACCCACCAAGCAUUUCUCCCCCACCAAAACAGAAUUCGCAUGUCGAAGCUUACGCCAUCCUCCAGUUGACUUUCUCCCCCGAGUCGACCAUCAACUGCCAUCUAACCCACCGAAAAUACCCUAUCAAGUAGCCUCCUGUUACGGCGAGAUUCAACAACCCCACAACCACCCGACAUGUCCUCAUCAUCACAAGUCACGGAGUCCUGGAUAUCCUCCUUUUGCGGCCUCUUAGGGCACGAAUACUUCGCCGAGGUGACGGAAGAUUUCAUCGAGGAUGACUUCAACCUCACGGGACUGGCAUCGCAGGUGCCCAUGUACAAGGAGGCACUGGAGAUGAUAUUGGACGUGGAACCCGAAGAAGAUGAGGAGGACGAAGAAGAGGAGGAAGAAGACGAGGAAGACGAUGAUGUACUGGGCGAAGAGAGACGCGGUGGCUACAGAAGAGCCGGCGACCGGAGACACCUUAGAAUGGCAUCAGAUGUCAGCGUAGUCGAGAGUUCAGCUGAACUGCUCUACGGGCUGAUACACCAGCGCUUCAUAACGUCUAGGCAAGGAAUCCAGCACAUGGCCGAAAAGUACGAACUCCAGCACUUUGGCACCUGUCCGCGCGUCCAUUGCAACUCCUGCAAAGUGCUACCCGUUGGAUUGAACGACAGCCCUGGCCACGAGACAGUCAAGCUGUUUUGUCCCUCUUGCUUGGAUGUCUACACGCCGCCCAACUCCCGCUUCCAGGCCGUGGAUGGCGCCUUUUUCGGAACCACCUUCGGCUCCCUCUUCUUCAUGACAUUCACGGACUUGGACAUCGGCGGCGGUCGUCGGUCCGCCGCAGGCGCCGCCGAUGCGCUUAUGGCGAUACAAGCCGCAAAUGCAGAAGCCAAAGGCCGGGGCUCUACAUCCAACGCGAACAUCACCUCCAUAAACGGCGUCGCACCGCACAACCUUGCCCCUGGACUGGGAGUUGGCAAUAUCUAUGAGCCACGGAUAUAUGGCUUCCGAGUUAGCGAACGAGCACGAACGGGUCCGCGGAUGAAGUGGCUGAGAAUGCGGCCCGCAGAUAUUACGGAGCUCGACGAGACGAGACGGUUCUGGGAAGAGCGUGAACAGGGCGAGAAGAAGCCUGACGACGAUGAUAUGACUAUGGUGGAUGUGCAGCGGGGUGGGAAUCCCGUGGACAAGCGGAAAAAGGCUGUUGCAAGGAGUAGGCGGACAAACGGGUCGGGGAUUGGGGGAGGAAGUCCCAUGGAUACCGGUAGUAUCGGGGCUGGGUAGAAUCCUGCGCGCGUUUUUAUGGGGGAGUUUUGCUUCAGGGGUCGGUUUGGGGAAGAAGGGAGUGUGAGUGGUUCGUAUGUGCAGUGAUUGCGGGCUACGGGGGUGAAUUUUUUCGUCAGGGGUUCUUGGUUUUUAUUCUUCGAUUGGUGAAAGGGAAGAAGAGUUGGAAGCAUAUGACAUAUUGACGGCGGGAGCAAUGAAUGAAAGGGAUUGCAAUGCUUCAUCUCUCUCCGUGUCAAUUUGUCCUGCGUGUACUACCUUGAUAUAAAUAUUGCCCAGCUUUCCCAGCCACAAGAGUUUCGACUACGAACUUUCUCUCCCACUUCUAUCUGGCAAAAGCAUACUCUUCUGAUUCUACUCAUCUUAAGCGGAUAGAAACCCUUUGCCUAGCCUCUGAAUAUGAUAUACACG
Molecule: messenger RNA, 1845 nt
Organism: Westerdykella ornata
Lineage: Eukaryota; Fungi; Ascomycota; Dothideomycetes; Pleosporales; Sporormiaceae
Exons: 1
Coding region: 340-1434 (364 amino acids)
Cellular component (GO): protein kinase CK2 complex; cytoplasm
Molecular function (GO): protein kinase regulator activity
Source: RefSeq, a predicted model, not a curated record